Messenger RNA from Rubroshorea leprosula, 1109 nucleotides. The record is from the annotation of a GenBank genome assembly. Lineage: Eukaryota; Viridiplantae; Streptophyta; Magnoliopsida; Malvales; Dipterocarpaceae.
AUCUCCAGAACCUUCUUCCUCCCUCACACCCGAGCCAGCCCUGCACUCUACGCGCCCCUGCGCCCUAGGCCCCUGCCCUGAGCCCCGCGCCCCAGCGCUCUGAGCCCUGAGCCCUGAGCCCUGCGUCCUGCGCCUGCACGCUUCUGCUCCUGCACUCUGUGCCCAAUCCCUGCUGCAGCGCCUGCACUUUCCCCUUUGCGCCCCUGCGCCCCCUGCUGCACCGAACCUGCACUCCGAUCAUGCCCAGAUUCCCUUGCUCUGCGCACCCUGCUGCGUUGACCCUGCUGCUGCGCCUUUGUCUCUGCAGCCAACCGAGCAUGAGACAAACCCGCACCAUGUCAUUGCCUUGCUGCAGAAUGACAUCACACUCCAGCUUUCUUGGCUGUUCUGCAGGGCCAGUUUUGGCCUCACCUGAUCAACGGUAAAAGAAAAAAGAAAAAAAGGAAAGAUCAAAGGGCUCCGGAGUUUGAAUUUCUAUUUAUUUUUUUUGUGUGCUUGGCCUGCUCCCUGUUGAGGUGCAGGGUUAGAAGCUAGCUAUUUUUCUCUGAUUUGUUUAGCAAGAGUGCUUGGUAGCUUAUACCAGUGCAACCCACCAACACCGUGUGAUAUCUUUUGCAAAAUCAUAUAUUUAUAGUGUUUGAUUAACCGACGGUUUUAUCGGUUAAAUCAAUUGAACCAUUCAAAUUGCAAACCAAAGGUCAAAACGGUUUGACCUUCGGUUUGAGUUUGAAAACAUUGCUUGGGGGGUUCUUGGGUUUUGAGUCUUGGUGUUGACGGCAAAGAAAAGAGAGGGAUUUCGGCUAGAAGGAAGCAGCAGCUUGAGAGGAGAUCGUUAAGCUCUUAAGGAGUGACUGUUUUUGGAAGCUGCGUUUCUGGAUUUAUCUUUGCUUUAGGUAUUUUUCUUCAACAGAGGAGUCCUUUUUGGGGAGGCAGUGAGGGGAAUGAUCUGGACUUGAUCCCGUGGGAGGGAUCCGCCAGAUCGGACUGCGAUCUGUUACCCAGAAAAGCUCUGCCGUGUUUGUUUCGUUUGUCUUCUUGUUUCUAUGAUUUGCUUUUUUUGAUGUUAAGAUUGUAUGUGUUUCGUUGGAAAAUGAAUGAAAAACCAAAAA